AUGGCAGUCAUUGUAUUGGUGACCGAAGUAGGCUAUCUAGAGCCAGUACAAACCAGAAAAUUAUUUAUUGGUGGUUUAGACUACUCCGCGACAGAAGAUUCACUAAGAAAUACAUUUGAGGUAUGGGGUGAAAUUGUAGAUGUUGUUGUCAUCAAAGACCCCAUAACAAAGAGAUCUAGAGGAUUUGGCUUUGUGAUCUAUUCUAAAUCGUCUAUGGUUGAUCGAGCCAUGUCAAACGGGCCACAUAAUGUAAAUGGUCGUAACGUGGAAACCAAGCGAGCAGUAUCACGUGACGAUAUUGAUAAGCCUAAUAGCAAAAUUGCUGUAAAAAAAAUGUUCAUUUAUGGUAUAAAAGAACAAUCAGAAAUCAAUCUUGUCGAAUAUUUUAAAAAGUUUGGAAAUAUCAUUCAUAUAAAAAUUGUAACAGCUAAAAAUUCAGGUGAAAGAAAAGGAUAUGGAUUUAUUGAGUAUGAUAAUACCAUUUCAGUUGACCAAGCUACUCGAAUCAAAAGUCAUCUAGUCGCUGGAAGAAAAUUGGAAGUGUCAAAAGCAUUUACUCAAACUGAUAUCUCAGGUUAUCGCAGUGGUCGAUAUAGCGGUAAUGGUGAUAAUGGAGUUAAUAGAAGUAGCAGGAGAGUAAAUUCACGAUACGGAAAAUGGCGAGGAUAUCAUAACAGUUAUGGAAUUAAUAGAACUAGAGGAGGAUAUGGCUCUGUCGGAGGCGGUGAUGGGUAUAUCGGUAGUGCAGGUGUGUACAAUUCAAAUCCUGGUAGAGCUUGGCAAGAUGUUCAUCAAAGAUUGGAUUACAAUAAUAUAGUACAUGGCAACCUAAUAGGUAGUGGUUGGGAAGGAAAUCCUGGUAGAGCCUGGCAAGGUGUUCAUCAAAGAUUGGGUUACAAUAAUCCAGUACAUGGCAACCUAAUAGGUAGUGGUUGGGAAGGAAAUCCUGGUAGAGCCUGGCAAGGUGUUCAUCAAAGAUUUGAUUACAAUAAUUCAGUACAUGGAAACCUAAUAGGUCGUGAUUCGAGAGGUUCACAACAACAUAGCAUAAACUUAGGUGCAAAUCAAAGUUAUGGGCUUCAACAUUUUUAUUGUACAACUAACAAUCGCGCUACACCUUAUGGAAAUUCAAGAGCUAAUUAUCUAAGAGGUGGUUAUGCUGGCAAUGGCCAAUAUCCUGGUCGUCAGUUGUACUACAUACAAUAA
Molecule: messenger RNA, 1206 nt
Organism: Acyrthosiphon pisum (pea aphid)
Lineage: Eukaryota; Metazoa; Arthropoda; Insecta; Hemiptera; Aphididae
Product: heterogeneous nuclear ribonucleoprotein A1-like
Exons: 8
Coding region: 1-1206 (401 amino acids)
Biological process (GO): mRNA splicing, via spliceosome
Cellular component (GO): catalytic step 2 spliceosome
Molecular function (GO): mRNA 3'-UTR binding
Source: RefSeq, a predicted model, not a curated record